Cuscuta campestris is the source of this 2450-nucleotide messenger RNA. Lineage: Eukaryota; Viridiplantae; Streptophyta; Magnoliopsida; Solanales; Convolvulaceae. The record is from the annotation of a GenBank genome assembly.
GUGAAAACUAACCCAUCCAUAUUGAUUACUGCUCACUCUACCCACCAAAUUCCGCAUACAAUCUAAAGCUCACAAGAACUCUAGAUUAACACUUACUUUCACAUUUUUAAAAGAAACGAAAAAGAUUUUAAAUCUUUGUCUAAUUGAAAAGAGAAGGCUUCGAGUAGAAGCAGAAGAAAGCAUCGAAGCAGAAAGGGAAGGCUAGAAGCAGAGAUAAAUGAUAGGCAGAUAAGAAUUGCAAAUAAAUAGAAGCAGAUAAAUAAUAGCUUGGAAUUGGAAGGGAGUUGCGACUAGAAUUGGGAGUCGCGACAGAAGCUGAGUUGCGAUUGGGAGUCGCGAAAUUCAAAGUCGCGAUUGGAUUGGGAUUUUGAAGCGACGCUGCGUUCAAUCGCCGAUCUAUUGCGAUCGUACGAUUUCCCGAUCCGGAUCGACAAUCCGACCGAGCCUAUUGACCAUCGCGAUUCUGGAGGCGAGUCAGAUCGGGAAGUUGCUGGCGAUCCCUGGACUCGUAGAAUCGUACGAGUCAGAUCGCGAUUUUGACUACCAUGCUCAACACAUAUUCGAGCAGACUGGGGAUUGAUUAACUUCAUUGUCCUAUCAUCUACUACCUCCGUCCCAUUGUCUUUGUCCAGUUUUGACUUUUGGAACUGUUCAUCUAAGCAGUUUGACUCAUCAAAUUCUCUCAAUGUGUAAGCCUAAAAAUAGUCAUGUGUGAUCUUGUUUGAUUCGUCUUCAUAUAGAUUAUUAAUAUAUAAUUUUUAUAAUUUUUUAAUAUACAAAUUACAAGAUAAAAUGGAUUAAAGAAGUGCAUUGGAUGGUGUGCCAAAAGGUAAGUAGACAAAGACAGUGGGACGGAGGGAUUAGCAUUUAAGGAUUUCAGAGAUUGGAGGCAAUGAGAUUAAUAGCUCUAUGAUCUUGAAGAUGUAUAUGAAGGUUGUGUAUGGUCACCCAUAUUGGCACAAUAGGACAUUCGUCUGAGGGGCUGUAAUUAGAGUGCCAUUUUUGCAUCACCAUAGUGGUAGAUCCAACGUUCCAACCUCUACAAAGCAUGAGACGCUGGAAAUCUAUCUCCUUUUCACGCUGGAAGUCUUAUAUUAAAGCUCUGGCACUAAUGAUAGGGUGUUAUGAUCCUGCUGCUACUUGAUAUAACUUAAAUUUUCGAAGAUUUUUGUUUCCCUGCACCUCAUUUGUAACUUUUUUUUCCCUGACAUUUUUUGGGCAGGAAAAAUUAAAAGAGAAAAAGCCUGCUUUAACAGAGGCACUAACUCAAACACUCCAGGCAAUGCACAAGUCUGGCUGCAUAAAUUUCUCGGAUAUUGUUGAAGAUAUUAAGGCAGCCACAAAAAACAAAGUUCCACUUGUUUGAUCUUUGACAUUGAACUGGCACACAGUUUGUAUUGAAACAAGCAGCAAGGCUAUUAUUCUCAAAGCUCAUAAGGAGUAUGUUCCUAUUUGUAUGGAGAUUUGGCUCGGGGCUCGGGGAUGACAGAUUUGGCGGAUUUGGCUUGGGGAUGACGACGACGGAAGAGCUGACUGUGGCGGUGGGGGCUCGGGCGAAGCUGGGGGGGCUGACAAAGAUGGUCGGCGCAAGAGGCGGUGGUGGGGCUGGGGGCGACGGAGGGGCAGCGGUAGUGGUUGGGGGCUGUGUUCGGUGAGGCUGACAAAGGAAGGACAUGAAUGGCAUUUUAAUCAAAUUGCACCAUAGCCAACUUCCCAUGAAAAUGAACAAAAGUCAAAAUAGUUACUUUAAUACCGGGUGGAGGGAGUAAUAUAUAUCUUUUAUAUUUUUUGCAUUUAGCACUUUUAUGACUUCUGAUAUAAGCUCAUGUAUUGUGGCACCUUCUCAUGCUUUGUUGACAUGUAAAACUAGAUUACAAACAAAAUCAUAAAAGGUAUGGGGAGAGAGUGUGUAUGUAGACCUGAGUCAUGCUUGAAAGUAGAGAGGCAGUUCCCAAGACAUAUAAAACAAGAUUAUGGAUUUAAAAUCAUUUUCCAAAACAGUGUUCGUUUUUCAUGUGGAGUCAUGCCAAGGGGGCCAAGAGAUUCAUUUUGUUUUUUGUAUCUUUUCAUUGUUCAUUUAAUAAAAUAAAAACAAUACAUUGGUCAGAUUAAUUGAGGUUUCUGAAUCGGUAGUACAGCAAGACUAGCCUUGGAUCUGCUGGUUAGUGUGAAUAAACUUCAUUGUGUCAUAACAGCGGGAUUCCCAUAUGAAAAAGGUCAAUGUUUUGCAGUAAGUGUGGCUAAAGGAAAGGGCGGGCGCAGGUUCCUGGAGAUGUUUUCUAUUAUUGGAAGUUUUUUACAGACUGCGUGGACCAUUCUCAGGAAAACAUCACUCUCCAGUUUGUUGAUGGAUUGGACUAUGGGGACAUAACUACACUGUGUAGAAUGUGAAUGAGUACUAAGUUGUUUCAGAAUGAGUACUACGUUUAUAAUGAACAAAUGUGUGAAAG